AUGGAAGCCUACAUGGUCGUUCAUGCCCAUCCAUCUCCGUCCGGCGCCUCUGCUGAACCACACAAUUCUCCCGGCCACCGCGACUCCUCGCCAAGCUCGAUUCAAUAUAGUUCAAUAUAUCCUGAGGUAAAAGAAGAACUGAUUGUUGAUUUUGCUCCUGAUUCAAAGAACCAGAACGUGCAAGGAGACAGAAUGGUUGAGUUUGUUCCAGAUACAAUUAAUCAGGAGGCAGAAGAGUCUCUAGAUGAAGAACGUAGCAGCGAUGUCUCGAUAAACGAUGUCGAUGAAGACUCUAUUGAGUACCUGCGUAGGCAAGUUGUCGAAGACUCCGAGGAAGAAGACAAACAAGAUGAAGUAUACCAGAAGGUCAGGAAGGAAUUUAAUGAAAGACGUGCUAGUGAUGCUGCAUUGAGGAGGGAAGCAAGAGCCAGGAAUGCACCUAGGCAUAAGGUUGCGAGGGGACCUCAAACAGUUUCUGAAGGUCAAGGCGAUGAAGAAAUGCAAGCAGAGAGUGCAGAUGGGUAUGACCCAAUGCAAGAUUUGUUGCAUGAUAUGUUUCCUCAAAAUAAUAAUCCAACUGAGCAAACAACGACACCACCAACUAACGAAGAGGAACCAAAUAAUGAAGCAGCAAAGUUUUAUAAAUUGCUUGACAACUACAACCAGCCACUUUAUGAAGGUUCUAGCACCACUAAAUUAUCUGCACUAGUUAACUUGCUUCACAUUAAGAAUUUGGGAAAGUGGAGCAACAAGUCCUUCACCAUGUUGUUGGAAUAUCUGUGGAAGGCUUUCCUACCACAGAACUCUACUUUGCCAAAUUCUUAUUAUGAAGCGAAAAAAACUAUUCAAGAACUAGGACUGAGUUAUAGGAAAAUUGAUGCUUGCACGAAUCAUUGCAUGCUCUACUGGAAAGAAGAUAUAAAUGCGGAGUCGUGCAAGGUGUGUGGAGCAUCUAGAUGGAAAGAAGACAAGCGCACAGGCACCACUCUGCACUCGGCAAAAGGGAAGAAGAUUCCACAAAAAACUAUGCGGUAUUUUCCCUUAAAGCCAAGGCUGCAAAGGAUGUUCAUGUGCCACAAAACUGCUGAAUCCUUUAGGUGGCAUGCGGAGGGCAGGGUAGAUGAUGGUGUCAUUAGAUGCCCUGCUGACUCGAAAGCUUGGAAAUAUUUUGAUGCAAAAAACAUCCCAUUUGCAAAAGAAAUUCGCAAUCUUAGGUUUUGUCUCUCUUCUGAUGGUUUCCAACCAUAUAAAACAAUGCGAACAUCUCAUAGCAUCUGGCCCGUAUUCCUUGUUCCCCUAAAUUUUCCCCCAUGGAUGUGCAUGAAACAAGAAAAUGUGAUGUUGUCCAUGUUGAUUCCAAGGCCUGAUGGUCCUGGUGAUGCAAUUGAUAUUUAUCUGCAACCACUUGUAGAGGAAUUUACUGAACUAUGGAACGAGGGUGUUGACACCUAUGAUGCAUCAACGAAAACAAGUUUCACACUGCGUGCAGCACUUCUGUGGAUGGUCCAUGACUUCCCUGGUUAUGCCAACCUCUCUGGAUAUAGCACAAAAGGAAAAUUGGCUUGUCCAGUAUGCCACAGUGGGACUUGUUCAUUAAGGCUUAAAAAAGGUGGGAAGUUCUGUUACAUGGGGCAUCGACGCUUUGUUCAUAAAAACCAUAGGUGGAGGAAAGAUAAAAAAUCUUUUGAUGGUACCAUAGAAACCAGAGAACCACCAACACCCUUAACAGGACAAAAUGUGAUGGACCAAGUGGCUGAUCUAGAGGGGAUUAUCUUGUCUAAAGAUGCAAGUAAGAAGACAAAGGUGUCCCACGAUGAAAGAGGAGAUAGCUGGAACAAAAGAAGUAUAUUUUGUAAUUUGCCAUAUUUCAAAACUCUCUUGUUGCGCCAUAACCUUGAUGUCAUGCAUAUAGAAAAGAAUAUAUGUGAUAGCAGCAUGGCAACAAUUAUGGAUGUCAAAGGAAAAACGAAGGAUAACAUAAAUUCUCGGCACGAUUUGCAACGAAUGAAAAUAAGGCCAGGUAUGCAUCCGGACAAGGAAGGGGACAAGCCUACUUUUCCAUCUGUGCCUUUCACUUUGCUUCCACCCAAUAAGAUUUUGUUCCUUCGGUUUUUUAAGGACCUCGAAGUUCUAGAUGGAUUUUUUUCAAACCUUGGCCGCUGCACUAAUAUGAAAGAGAAAAAAAAUUUAGGACUGAAGAGCCACGACUGCCAUGUUAUACUAAAUCAUUUACUUCCUCUUGCACUACGUGGACUUGUUCCCCAGAAUAUUUAUGACCCUUUGGUUGAGCUUUCACAAUUCUUUUGCAAAUUAAACUCCAAAUCACUUUCAGUAGAAGAACUUAAUGAAAUGCAGGCCCAAAUACCUGUGACACUAUGUAAGCUUGAAAAGGAAUUCCCACCGUCCUUUUUUGAUGUCAUGAUGCAUCUGCCUGUUCAUUUGGCUAAUGAGGCUCUUGUUGGUGGACGUACAAUAUAUCGGUGGAUGUAUCUCUUUGAGAGACAAAUAAAGUGUCUGAAAUCGCUAGUGCGAAAUUUGGCACGACCUGAGGCUUCCAUUGCAGAGGGAUACAUUGCAGAAGAGUUCAUUACAUUGUGCUCUAGGUAUUUGGAUGAUGUCGAGACAAAGCAUAACCGACCAGGCAGAAUCAAUGAUGCACCAGGGGAUGACAACUAUUAUUUUUCAAUAUUCAAUCCGGAUGGAAGGCCAUCCGGUGGUCGUAAACCUAGAGAUCUUAAUCUUCUUGAAGCAGAGCAAGCUCAUAUUUAUGUUUUGAGAAAUUGUGAUGAAGUUCAACCAUAUAUCAGUGAGUACUCCAGUAGUCAAGAUGGAUGUUCACUGCAACCAUUUACCACCACGUGGAACCAGAAGUUCAAUCAGUGGUUCAAAGAGAAGGUAGCCAGCUUGCACGAACAUGAUAAGAGUGAGCUCACCGAAGACCUUUUGGCACUAUCACGUGGUCCAUUGGAAAAUGUAACAUGUUUUACUGGCUAUGACAUGAAUGGAUUCAGAUAUCGUGUUCAAAGUCGAGAUAGACACCUCUGCACACAGAACAGUGGGGUGGCUGUACUUUCAGAACAAGGGGAUAAUGGUAAUGCAGUAGAAUAUUAUGGCAUAUUGACAGAGAUAGUCAAACUGCAAUACUUAGGUGGAAGGCGUGUGACAUUAUUCCGUUGCAACUGGAUUGACGUAUUUGACAAAGAGCAUGGGAUGAAGAAAGACAACAAGCAUGGAAUCGUUAGUCUUAACCUGUAGCGUUUGCUUCUGACAGAUGAGCCUUUCGUUCUAGCUAGCCAAGUCUCUCAAGUAUUUUUUGUCAACGACAAUCUUAUAAAAGGAUGGCACGCAGUCGUGAAAAAUCCAUCACGUCAUGCUUAUAGUGUACCACAUGGACAGUCUGAUGAUGAAGCCUCUGAAGCUGAACCUGACAAUGGCGAUGAAGAUGACUUGCUUCAAAAUUCGACAUCAACAUCACGUAGAAAGAGAACAACAUGAUGACACUAGUUUAUGCAACUCUUAAUCUGUAGCAAUCGAUUUGCUUCAUAUUUUUGCUUUUACCUUAUUAAUAAACAGUGACACAAGUAGUUCUGUACUUACUUAAUUUGAUUUAGCAUUCAAUAAUUCAUUAUCAGUAUAUCAAUAUUCACUUAUUUAAUUCAAUUUUACUUUGUAUAGCCUUUGUGCACACUUCAAACUAACUCUAUAUGCGUAGGGUAUCACAAUGAGUCAGCACAGGUAUGGAAACUUGACAGCAUUAGCUCGGGAAAGAUGCUCCUCACAGUUGAAUAAGUCUGGACUGGUACACCAGGGUAUUGCUAGGCGGACCUUGCCAGAGAAAUCAAGUCAAAUAGCAGAUUUCAACAGAAAAAGGGUUACUCACAAGCCUCAUUUGCAAGAUGAGGAACUGUGGAAAAAGUAUGAGUUAGCUGCAAAAGGUACUACAGAAACAUGAAAAUAUUAUUCAAGCUAUCUACUAAAGGAUGAUAUAAUGUGGUUGCUUGUUUUCAUAGAUGGAAAUGAUGCGGCAACAAAUACACCAAUCUUGUUUACUACAAAUUGGGAUGCUGAUGAUUCCGGAACUAUGAGUGAUGAAGCUGAUACCAGCAAUGAUGGUGACAUGGGAAAUGAUAUGCAUGAUUUUCAUGAUGGUGCAAAUGGUGCAGAUGAAUUAUUGGGUAAUGAAAAUCUGGAAAGUGAAGAAUCCUAGGAUAGCCAUGGCUUUGCAGGUACCUCAAAGACCAGUAAGCACAACAAUGCAACUGAAUUAGUUGAUGAAAAUCUGGAAAAUGAAGAAGUGCGGGGUAACCAUGACCUUACAGCUACGUCCAAGACUAGACCUCAAACAGGUGAAAAGCGCAGGGUCCGUGGGAAAAAUAAAUGCAAGGAAGUAGCUGAUCUCAUGGAGUCCCAAAAAAUUAAAGUCCGGUUUUACAAUAACCGUGCGCUUUCCAAAAGUUUUGCACGACACUUUUGUAGAAUCGUCCGUAAUCCUGGAAUUACCCCGAUGAGGGUAAAGGAAUGGUCCAAUAUUACUGAUGCAGCACGGAAACAUAUA
This is a messenger RNA of Triticum aestivum (bread wheat), 4555 nucleotides long. RefSeq lists its product as uncharacterized. The coding region runs from base 1 to 3255 and encodes 1084 amino acids. The transcript has 8 exons. The record is from RefSeq and is a predicted model, not a curated record. Lineage: Eukaryota; Viridiplantae; Streptophyta; Magnoliopsida; Poales; Poaceae.